ACGCCUCCAAUUUUUUUCUACUCUAUAUAUCUCUUUCCCCUUAUUAUUCCCUCUUUAAUUUAGCUUCCGCCUUUCUUUCUGUUCUUUUUUAACUUCCUAAUUCCCCCUAUUUUUUUCUUGCCGGAAUCAUCGCAUACAUCACCUCUAAUGGCCGAGGAGACUCAAAAGCCCGAGGCAGCCUCGUCUGCCGGCGAGGUCGUGGUUGAAAAACCGGUUACUGAGAAAGAUCUGCCUCCGGCUCCUGAACCGGAACCAGAGGCUGUUGAAAAGACGGCGCCUGUUGUGGAAGAGAAAGAAACUGUGGAAGAAGCAGUUGAGGAGGUGGAGAAGGCUAAAGCUGAGGUUGAAGUUGAAGAGAAGAUUACUCAGUCGGUUUCGUUCAAGGAAGAGACUAACGUUGUUGGGGAACUUCCUGAAUCGCAGAGGAAGGCUCUGGAAGAGCUCAAGCAACUGAUUCAGGAGGCGCUUAACAAGCAUGAGUUUACUGCUCCGCCGGUUAAGGAGGAAGAAAAGGCGCCGGAACCUGUAGUGGUGGAGAAGAAAGAAGAGGUUAAAGAGGAGGAGAAAAAGGAAGAGGAAACUCCGGCUAAGCCUGCUGAAGAAGAAACAAAGGUAGAGAUUGAAGAGAAAGCAGAAGUGUCUGAAAAAGUAGUGGAGAUUGAAGCACCAGCACCGGUUGAAGCCAAGAAGGAAGAGAAGGCUAAGCCGGCCGCGGCAGUUGAGACGGUGGUGGUGACAGAGGUGGUUGAGACAGCGGCAGUUGUUAUUGACGAGGAUGGUGCCAAGACCGUGGAGGCAAUUGAAGAGACUGUGGUGGCUGUCUCUGCUCCUGCUUCUGUAGAAACAGGGGAGGCCUCUGCUUCCAAGGAGCCAGAGUCCGCUCCGGCGGAGGUGCCUAAAGAGGCAGAGAUCCCUGCACCUCCCCCACCACCACCGGAGGAGGUCUCAAUAUGGGGAAUUCUGCUUCUUGCAGAUGAGAGGACCGAUGUGAUUCUCUUGAAAUUCCUGAGAGCCAGGGAUUUCAAGGUGAAGGAUGCAUUUAUCAUGAUCAAGAACACCGUGCGUUGGCGCAAGGACUUUGGAAUCGACGCCCUGCUCGAGGAAGACCUCGGAAAUGAACUGGACAAGGUGGUGUUCAUGCAUGAAUUCGACAAACAAGGCCAUCCCGUGUGCUACAACGCCUACGGGGAGUUCCAAAACAAGGAAUUGUAUCAGAGUGCUUUCGCCGAUGAGGAGAAGCGACUCAAGUUCUUGAGGUGGAGGAUCCAGUUCCUGGAAAAGAGUAUUAGGAAACUGGAUUUCAGCCCGAACGGCAUCAACACUAUUGUUCAGGUAAUCGAUCUCAAGAAUUCCCCUGGCCCUUUUAAGAGGGAGCUCAGGCAAGUAACCAACCAGGCUCUCCAUCUUCUACAGGAUAACUACCCUGAAUUUGUAGCCAGACAGGUGUUCAUCAAUGUUCCAUGGUGGUACUUGGCAUUCAAUAAGAUGAUCAGCCCUUUCCUGACUCAGAGGACCAAAAGCAAGUUUGUGUUUUCUAGUCAAUCCAAAUCUGCUGAUACCCUUUUCAAAUACAUAGCCCCUGAACAAGUACCAGUUCAGUAUGGUGGACUUAGCAAGGAGGGUGAGCAAGAAUUUACCACUGAUGACCCCGUUACAGAAUUCAUAAUCAAGCCAUCAACCAAGCACACUGUUGAAUACCCGGUAUCCGAGAAGUCCAUUCUGGUAUGGGAACUCCGUGUUGUGGGUUGGGAUGUGAGCUAUGGUGCUGAGUUUGUGCCUAGUGUUGAAAAUGGUUACACCAUUAUCGUCUCAAAGACGAGGAGGGUUAACCCUGCUGAUGAACCAGUGAUCUCAGACAGCUUCAAGGUUGGUGAACCUGGCAAGAUAGUCCUCACCUUUGACAACCAAACAUACAAGAAGAAGAAGUUGCUCUACAGGUCCAAGACCAAACCCUGUUCCGAUUGAGGUUGGAAAUUAUCAAUCAAUUCCUUUCCAGGGUUUGAAUUUUCUAUCAUCUGGAAGUCAAUGCAUAUUGCAGAAUAAGAAGGGUUCUUUUGUUUUUUAUUUAAAAUGACAGGUCUUUUUUUUUUUUUUGGGUUGAAAAUUAUUUUAUAAGUUGAAGGUCUGGGGCAUUUUAUUUAUAUGUUAUUUCUAUUAGUUUAUGGGGAUUUUGUUCAUUUGGUGUUGAUACUGGUAAAGAGAGAGAGAUGGAAAAUGUGUGUGGAAUGUGGACAGAAACUGUUAGUAUUAUUCUUGAGACUCUGCACUGUAAAAUCUUUGUAAAUUUCUUUCUUUAUGUAUGUAUGCAUGUUUGUUUAUUGAUCAUUUGUUAUCAACUCUGUUCUUAUUGUUCACAGUAACUUUUCCUGAUGUUUCUUUUCAUGUCCUUUUUAUGCAUUC
This is a messenger RNA of Rubroshorea leprosula, 2400 nucleotides long. NCBI's taxonomy places the organism in Eukaryota, Viridiplantae, Streptophyta, Magnoliopsida, Malvales, Dipterocarpaceae. The record is from the annotation of a GenBank genome assembly.